AAUUGGAAAAAAUGGGGAAAAAGGGAAAAAUUAGAAAAAAAUUGGAAAUAAAUCCGGAAUGGUGUUAAUUUGGUUGCAUUUCAACGGGUGCCUCCAGGGACAAGAGAAGAUACGCUUUUCAAUUAUUGAAUUGAUAAUUUGAACCUGACGCUCUUGCUGUAGAAAGAGAGAAUCUAUCAUCUUACUAUGUCCCUUUUCAAAGAUUAUGCGUGACCCAUAUACCUCGUGCUUUUCACAAAUGGCAAAUGGACUGUUCACAGAAAAGGAACACCUGCUCCUGUCAAACUUGCGAGCGCGUUAGAGAAAAAAUUCGCAGAAUAUUCUGUGUUUUAGAUAUUUACGGAUGGCUGCUCGAUGCGUAUAUCGUGGACUUCUACAAAGAUGAUUUAUGGGAUAGGCUACCGAACAGUUGGAAAAAGUUCUUUGAGAAUACUACACCAGAAGAAUUGGGAUCCUGGAUCCUGAACGAACAUCCAAGGUCCUCACGCAAAACUCGAGUAUGGCCUUUGUCGCUACAAGCACUUCGCCAUGUCAUUAGACUAUUGGAAAUAGAUAGAGAUCAGCAAAGCACUGUAUCAUUGGAAUGCGAAAAUGCUAAUUACAAAAUGAAAGGGAGCCUUAAUCGCUCUUGUUCAUCUGGAACAACAAUAUGCAGUGGAGAGACAAAUAUGGAUUUGCUCAUUGACAAUUCAAAAAGUCAUCAGAAAUUACAAAAAAUGUUUGUUAAACACAUGAAACCAAAAAAAACACACGAAAUUGAUAUAAUGGCUACGAUUGUUGCCGAGUGUGCGGCAUCAGCACAUUCUGAAUGUGUGCUUGAUGUUGGAGCAGGAAUGGGUCACCUCGCUCGGAUGCUUGCUUACAGACAUGAUAUGUGCGUUACUUGUGUGGAGCAACAGCCAGUGCUGUCAGAACGUGCACGGAAUUUAGAUUUGCGGUAUGAAUCAAUGGUUCUAAAGCAUCUAUCCAUCUCGCAGGGACAAAAACCUCAUCACAUAUCGUUGAAAAUUGAGAGAGAUUCAGGUUCAAGAUUACUAGAUGAACUAAAUCAGGUGUUCAAAGACAAUUUUCAAUUGAACCCAAAAUUGUCAGGAUUUGGUUUGAUUGGUUUACAUCCGUGUGGAGACCUGGCUGCGACAUUACUGCACUCUUACACAGAGUCUGACUGUGCAAAGUUUAUUUGUAUAGCUGCAUGCUGCUACAUGAAGCUUACAAUCGGAGAAAAACCUGGAGUCUUGCAAGGCUAUCCUUUGAGCAAAUUUUUAGGAACAUUGAAAGUCAACAUAUUCUCAUAUGCUGCCUUGGAAGUUUCCUGUCACGCGGUCGAAAAUCAUUGUCAUAAAUUGAAAUCAGCUGAAUGCUGGGAGUUGAAGGUACACGCCUAUCGAGCUGUACUAGAAAGUUUGCUAGUUAAAAAAAACCCCACUUUGCGUCAUGGAAAAUUGAAGAGUGUGAAACUAAAACAGGAUAUGACAUUCAGAGACUACUGUGUAGCAGCUACUAAGAAUCUUCCUCAAGAGUAUUGUCCAGACAACAUGACGGAGACUAGUAGUUCUGAAGUUACUGCAUACUUGGAUCAUUGGGAACGAGUCGUGAUAUUUACCUCCAUUCGAAUGAUGUUAGCCCCGCUUGUGGAGAGCGUUGUUUUGUUGGAUAGAUUUUUAUACCUGUCAGAAAAAAUGCUCUCACCUAAAUUAAAAGCUGUAUUCGACCCUGCAAUAUCACCACGAAAUUUUAUCUUGACAUCUGUUAAAAUAGAAGUGUAAUAUUUUUCUAUAGAAUAAACGGUUAUUAUCAUUA
Molecule: messenger RNA, 1800 nt
Organism: Athalia rosae (coleseed sawfly)
Lineage: Eukaryota; Metazoa; Arthropoda; Insecta; Hymenoptera; Athaliidae
Product: methyltransferase-like protein 25B
Exons: 8
Coding region: 246-1766 (506 amino acids)
Source: RefSeq, a predicted model, not a curated record